AUGCAGAGCCUCCUCGUCCCCACCGCCGCGGCCUGCGCGGCGCCGUCGUCGGCGUCGCGCCCCCGGCCGGGCCGCGUCUCCGUCCGCGCCUCGGCCUCCGCGGCGGCCGCGGCGGCCCCGCCCCGGCGGGAGACGGAUCCGAAGAAGCGGGUGGUGAUCACGGGGAUGGGGCUGGUCUCCGUCUUCGGCAACGACGUCGACGCCUACUACGACCGCCUGCUCGCCGGGGAGAGCGGCGUGGGCCCCAUCGACCGCUUCGACGCCUCCAAGUUCCCCACGCGCUUCGCCGGCCAGAUCCGGGGCUUCUCCUCCGAGGGCUACAUCGACGGCAAGAACGACCGCCGCCUCGACGACUGCCUCCGCUACUGCAUCGUCAGCGGCAAGAAGGCGCUCGAGUCCGCCGGGCUCGCGCUCGGCUCCGACGCCAUGGGGAAGAUUGACAAGGCCCGGGCUGGUGUACUUGUGGGGACUGGUAUGGGUGGCCUCCAAGUGUUUUCUGAUGGUGUUCAGAAUCUUCUCGAGAAGGGCUACAGAAAGAUAACUCCUUUCUUCAUCCCAUAUGCCAUAACAAACAUGGGAUCUGCCCUGCUUGGCAUGGACAUUGGCUUCAUGGGUCCAAACUACUCUAUUUCAACUGCAUGUGCUACCUCGAACUACUGUUUCUACGCUGCAGCAAACCAUAUUCGCAAAGGCGAAGCCGAUGUGAUGAUUGCUGGUGGCACUGAAGCCGCCAUCAUUCCGAUUGGUGUUGGUGGGUUUGUUGCAUGUAGAGCACUAUCACAGAGGAACGAUGACCCUAAAACAGCAUCUAGGCCUUGGGACAAGGAGCGUGAUGGUUUCGUCAUGGGUGAAGGAGCUGGAGUACUGGUCAUGGAGAGCUUAGAACAUGCAAUGAAACGUGGUGCUCCAAUAGUUGCGGAGUAUCUAGGAGGUGCUGUGAACUGUGAUGCGUACCAUAUGACUGAUCCAAGAGCCGAUGGUCUUGGUGUUUCAUCUUGCAUCAGACAAAGUCUUCAAGAUGCUGGUGUGGCACCAGAGGAGGUUAACUACAUCAAUGCUCAUGCAACAUCCACCCUUGCUGGUGAUUUGGCAGAGAUGAAUGCCAUCAAGCAAGUCUUUAAGGACCCAUCUGGGAUAAAAGUAAACGCAACCAAGUCCAUGAUAGGGCAUUGCCUAGGUGCAGCAGGUGGUUUGGAGGCCAUUGCUACUAUUAAAGCGAUAAACACUGGAUUGGUGCAUCCAAGCAUAAACCAGUUUGACCGGGAGCCUGCGGUUGAAUUUGACACCGUACCCAACGUAAAGGUCGAACAUGAAAUCAAUGUUGGUAUCUCGAAUUCCUUUGGAUUUGGAGGACACAACUCGGUGGUCGUAUUCGCCCCAUUCAAGCCUUAA
Triticum turgidum subsp. durum (durum wheat) is the source of this 1392-nucleotide messenger RNA. The record is from the annotation of a GenBank genome assembly. Lineage: Eukaryota; Viridiplantae; Streptophyta; Magnoliopsida; Poales; Poaceae.